Mercenaria mercenaria is the source of this 1443-nucleotide messenger RNA. RefSeq lists its product as uncharacterized. NCBI's taxonomy places the organism in Eukaryota, Metazoa, Mollusca, Bivalvia, Venerida, Veneridae. The record is from RefSeq and is a predicted model, not a curated record. The transcript is spliced from 5 exons. The coding region runs from base 1 to 1191 and encodes 396 amino acids.
AUGAAAUUAAGGGAUUACUGGAGGAAAAAGAAGCAAGAACAAAGGAGCCAUAUGACAGACGAAGACAGGAGGUCUAUGAAUGAAAAGAGGCGGGCAAAGUACAGAUCCAGGAGAAAGCUUUUUGAAGAAGCAAAAUCAAAUGAACCUUCAACCCCAGUUCAAAACAGAAGUGAGACUAUUACACAUAAAAUGGAGAGAGCUUUUUUUGGAUCACGACACGGUAAAUCACCUUGUGAUGCGUUAGGUGGCUUAAUUAAGAAAAAAGCGGAAACUCACACAUUCCUAUGGAAUCAGGACAAACUUCAUCCAGCAAUCAUUACAGCUGAUGGAAAAUGUUUACCACGCUCAGCAAGCUUGUUUGCCUAUGGAAAUGAAAAUCAGUAUAAAGAAAUGAGGGGAACGAAUUGUAAUGAACUAUCUAAGAAUGCAGAUAUGUAUUUAGAUGACAAUUUGAUGAAGAGGGGAAUGGAUAUGAGGGGAAAACAUUCAGUUGCAAAGACAUUUGCUUCCUACUUAAUUGUUAUACGGGAAAUCGGAAACCCCCAGGUUUUGGACAAAGUAAUUCCCAAGGUGUUGAAAAAGCGUGCGUCACCAGUUGACAGAUCCAGUAAAUCGCCAGGUUUUGAACAUGACGAGUCACCAGUUCACAAAUCCAUGGUAUCACCAGUUCUUCACACCAGUGAGUCACCAAGUAUUGAACAAACUGAGUCACCAGUUAUCAGACCUAGCAGGUCACCAGUUCUCGAGCACAGUCACCAGUACCCAAACACAGCAAAGAACGAGUUGUCAGAUCCAUUGGUACACAAGCUCCCGAACCCAGGGAAUCAUCUUGAAUACAAUCAGUCACCAGUGCUCGAACCAAGCGAGUCACUAAUUCUUGAACCAAGCAAGUCGAAGUCACCAGAUUUUGACCCCAGUGUGUUGCCAGUCACUGAACCCAUUGAGUGUCCAGUUCCCAAACCAAGCAAGUCAACAGAGCUUGAGCAAAGCCCAGAUCCAGGAUUGUGCAGACUCCAUCUGGUAUGCAGCCACUGCCAGAAGUUGGGGUUUGGGUGCAGUACCUUAAGAAAGUUCGUGCCUCCCUGUGGUCCAUCCAGGAAAAAGCAUUCUUUUUGGAAUUUCAUCACAUUUGUAGGCGUAUUGAGCCACCAUCAGUUAAAGUCAUGGGGACACGUGUAUAUUACGAUAUAAAAUUUAAAUAAAUGAAAAUCUCAUAUAAACAUACAUCUACUGAUGUAAACGAUCAAAACUGCUAAUAACGUGAAACAAAUCUUACAGCAAUUUGGUAGUUUGUUUUGUUCAUGUUCCAAUCGUUUCACUUUAUGUUUUUCAUAACUGACUAGUUACAUGGUUUGGUUAUGUUAUAUUGCUUGUCUGCAAAGACUGAAAUUGUCGAGACUGCAAUUUACAUUUUGACACAUGUUUAUGGAAUAAAAUCUUUAA